Molecule: messenger RNA, 1584 nt
Organism: Penicillium pulvis
Lineage: Eukaryota; Fungi; Ascomycota; Eurotiomycetes; Eurotiales; Aspergillaceae
Gene: ish1
Product: double-strand break repair enhancer MSC1
Exons: 5
Source: RefSeq, a predicted model, not a curated record
CAGCUUUCAUCAAAAUUCAAAACCAAAGCCACCAUGAAACUCCAUUUGGCCACUGGCCUGGUGUUUUUCCUUGCGACCGCCGAAGCUGUAGGAGCUUCAAGCUGGUGGAGCAAAGCUGUAUACAAUAAAUGGCACGAGACAGAGCUUGAGAGAUGGCUAUCGGAUCAUGACAUUCCUUACCCUGCUCCCGCCGACCGCAAGGACCUCGAAAACUUGGUCAAGUCCAACUGGGAUUCCAAGGUACAGAAGCCCCUUGGCUCAGUCGCUGAUCACUUGUCGGACGAGCUUCAGUAUGCUAAAGAAUGGGUGUUCGAUACUUGGUCGGACUCACAACUGAAAUCAUUCCUCGAUUACCACGGCAUUCCUGCACCUCAGCCCCGCAAGCGCGACGCCCUCAUCAAGACCGCUCGUGAAAACUACGAAAAUGUCGCCCAAAAGGUUGGUGAGACGGCCGCAUACCCUGGUAACUGGUUGUAUGGACAGUGGUCCGAGUCCGAUCUGAAGGAAUGGCUCGAUGAGCGCGGAUGGCCCGUCCCCCAGCCUAGCAGCCGCGACAAGCUCAUCGCCAUGGUGCGCCGCAACUCCCGAGCUGCUAGUCUCCAGGCACGCGCCCUUACUGCGUCUGCCAGUGCGUCUGCUGAAGCUGCGAAGGCAUCGCUGAGUGAAGAACUAUUCAACGCCUGGUCCGACUCUAGGCUUAAGGAGUUCCUCGAUGAGCACAAUGUGCGAGUCCCGCAGGGUUCCAAGCGCAAUGAGCUUAUUGCCCUUGCUCGUAAGCACCGCGCUUAUCUGCUCGGUCAGGCUGCCAGUGCAUCUGCUGCUGCCUCCGAGGCUAUCGGUGCUGCUACUACCAAGGCUGGAAAUCAGUAUGCCCGGGCAACGGAUGAUGUCAAGCUCAAGGCAGAGGAUCAGUUCGAUGCUGCUGUCAAGACGUGGUCUGACUCCCGCCUCAAGGCAUUCCUUGAUGCUCGUAGUGUCCCGGUUCCUCAGGCUGGCAAGCGUGAUGAACUCAUCGCCGCUGUACGUGCUAGUGCGCACCGGGCUGCUGGUGGUUGGAACCAGUACAACUUUGACACUUGGGACAAGGAGCAUCUCCUUAAAUAUUUGUCUGCUGUCAACGCCAAGGCUGCGAAGAAGGCCGAUGCUUCUCGGGAAGAAUUGGCUAAGUAUGCUCAGGAAAAUUAUGACCAGGCUUCCAAGGUCGGCGGCGAUAAAUACGCAUCGGCUACUGCUGCUGCCGCACAGGCUACUGGUCAUGCCAAAGACGCCACCUUUGAGCAGUGGUCGCAAUCUGAUCUCAAGAAAUAUCUGGACUCGUACGGUAUUCCGGUGUACCAAGGUUCCAACAUCAACGAGCUCCGAGCUGCCGCUCGCCGUCACGCUACCUACUUCAAGUAUGGCACAACAAACCCCCAGGACACCAUUUAUGCCAAGGUCGUAGACACCUUGCAAUGGGCCUUGGAGCAACUGAAGAUCGGUGCCUCCAGUGGUCGGGCCCAGGGCCAGGAAGCCGCUGAAAAAGUCCGCGAGAAGGCAUCCGAGCAGACCGAGCGCGUUCGCAGUGAGCUGUGAAGCUGGAGAUGC